GAUUCUCCUCGUCUAUAGAAUCCUUGAUGAUUGUGGAACAAGGAUUCCAUCUAGUUUCUGGGUGAUUCAACACGGAAGACCCCAAGAAAGGGAUCGAGGCUAUGUGGGAAAGGUCAUGGCCCAACCGUUUCUCAAGAUAUAACAGAUCCUGAGAAUCCUCAUGUUAGGUUUAUACUCCAUUCAUUACGAUUCUUCCUUUACCCAUUCUCUUAUAAUUAUAUCGCCCUUUGAGAGUUAAAGUCAUUCACUUCUUUACUCUCUAUCUUUUCAGCAUCAAAAACCAUUCGUUUUUUUUUUUUUUUUUUUCGUUUCAUACCAACUCUCGUUGAUCAACUUAUUACAUAAUAAUGAAGACUCAAACCCUCUCCGCCCUCGCGGCUUUGGCCACCGGCUUCCAGCUUGCUGCUGCCACCGGAUGGGCAGACAAGUCUAGCUUUUCUUGUCCUUCAAACACCAACAAUGAGUGCUCCUCGACUCAAAAGAGCGGAUGGGAUUUCAGCGACCUCACAUCUGGAUCUUUCAGCAACUAUGACGCUUUCUCCUUCUCUGGAUUCACAUGCUCAAACUCUUUCGGCAAACGUGACAACCCAAAGUUCCCAAGGAGAACUUCCGGAAAAUGCAUCUCUGGUACAGCUUCUUCAGACCAUGGCUCAUGCCCUCAAUUCUCCUGCGGUAGCUCCUCCAAAUCUAGCUCUUCCGGAUCAUCAGGUCACUCUGGAUCAUCUGGAUCAUCUGGAGAUAUCUCCGCUUUCUCCAUCUCCACCGUUCACGUUACCACCGAAUUCGAUUGCGAUCUAGAAUUCCACUAUGGUAUGGGUGAUGGAUCUACUUGCAAGCAAACUUCUUCUUGCUCAAGUGGAGGCUCCAUCAUCUACAACUCUCAAUGUGGUGGUGCUAAGAACGUCACCGUUGUUUACUCUUCCGCAAGUCAAACACACACCGCCGCUACUGGUAAGGCUUCUUGCAGUGUUGGUAUUAGCUCCGUUGGAUUCGACUGCAGCUCGGCAUCUACCACUCAACACCCAUCCACCACUGCUAGUGCCAAGACCUCUGUCAAGACUACCUCUGUCAAGACAACCUCCAGCGAAGCUUCCAAGCACACUUCCAUUGAAUCCUCCAAGACUACCUUGGCUUCCUCCAACAAGGUUACCUCGGUUAAGAGUACUCCUUCCGCUACCGGUACUUCCUACACCCUUGUCGGAACUGGUUCUACCCAAUCUUCGAUCAUUGGAACUUCAGUCAAGCCAAGUUCAAGUGCCGAGACUAGCAUCAAGACUUCAGCUAAGCCAAGCUCAAGCGCUACCAGCCUCAUUGGAACCUCUGUUCACACUUACCCAGCCGGUACCGCUCCAGGAAACUCUGCCUCUUCUAUCAUUGGUACAUCCGUCACUGGAUCUGGAUCUUCAUCUGUUGUCCAAUUGACUACUUCUACCAUCUACGCCACAUCUGUCUCUACCAUCAUUUCUUGCGCUGCCACUGUCACCGACUGCCCAGCUAGAUCAACUGCUUUGACUACUGUCGUUAUUGCCGUUUCUACUACCAUCUGCCCAGUCACCGCCACUGAGGUUCCAGGUUCAUCCGCUGCUUCUUCCAUCAUCGGUACAACUGUUGCUUCUUCUCCAGCUGUUUCUUCCCCAGCUGCUUCUUCUCCAGCUGCCUCUUCCCCAGCUUCUUCCCCAGCUGUUUCUUCCCCAGCUGCCUCUUCUUCCGUCAUUGGUACAACUGCUGCCUCCUCUCCAGCUUCUUCCCCAGCUGCUUCUUCUUCCGUCAUCGGUACAACUGCUGCCUCCUCCCCAGCUUCUUCCCCAGCUGCCUCCACUGCCCCAUGUGUCUCUUCUGGUGUAGUUCUCUCUGGUCAAACUGCUUGCCCAGUCUCUUCCGGAUCUGCUCCAUCCUCCGCUGCUUCUUCCAUUAUCGGUACAUCUGUUGGAACUGCCCCAAAUUCAUCCUACGCAACCACUAGCUUGACCAGCCUUGCUACAACUGCUUACACCACCGUUAUUGUCCAAGAAUCCACCACUAUCUGCCCAGUUACUUUGACCCACACCACCGGAGGAGUUACCAGCUUCGAGACCACUUCAACAACCUCCACCGUUCGCUCUUCAGCAACAGUUGUUACUUCCAGUGUUAUCACUAGCAUCGUUGUCCCAACCAGCGCUGCUUCUUCAUCUGCUGAGGGUAUCACAUCUGUGCCAGCUCCAAGUGUCACUAGCGUCCAAACCACUGCUUACACCACUGUCGUUGUCCAAGAAUCCACCACUAUCUGCCCAGUUACUUUGACCCACACCACCGGAGGAGUUACCAGCUUCGAGACCACCUCAACCACCUCAACCGUUCUUGCUUCUUCUACUGUUGUCACCUCCAGUGUCAUCACUGUUACAGCCCCAGCCAGCUCUGUUGAAGGUGUCACUACUACCGUUUCUGCCACUACCCCAACUGAGACCGCUUCAUGCCCAGAUGUCUUGCCUCAAUGCUUGAACACCUGGAUGUACUUGGUCGGUUGUGAGUCCAACACUGAUUCAGACUGCUACUGCCCAGAUACUGCAUUCAUUAACAGCGUCUUCGGAUGUGUUUCUGCAUAUGGUGUUUCCGCAUCUGACAUUGAUGCCGCUCAAAAGUACCUCCAAGGUAUCUGUGCUGCUCACGUCUCUACCAACCCAGCUAUCGUUACUGCUGCUUCUACCGUCUAUGUCCCAGCUGCUUCCAGUGCCGUUGCUACCUCAUCUGUCCAAGGUGUCGCUUCUACCCCAGUAACCACUGUUACUCUUAGCACCACCUUGGUCGUUCCAUGCACUGAAUCUACUGGUUCCCUCUCCGGAUCAGUCAUCCCAUCUUCAUCCACCACAACCACUAUUGUUACCGCUAUCACCGUUCCACAAGUUGCUUUCUCCACUGCUCCAGCAGUUGGAUCAGCAACUGCUAGCGUUGCUCUUAUCCCAGGUACCGUUGCUGCUUCCCAAGCCGCUGGAUACACCACCUCUGCUCCAUCAAGCAGUACCAAGGUUGUUUCCGGUGUUGCAGGAGCCACCAACGUUCCACCUGCCGCUACCACCUCCGCUUCCGUUCCAUUCACCGGCAGCGCCAUCAAGAGCACUAGCAGCUUUGGCGGACUCAUCGCUGCUGCUCUCGUCGCAAUCUUUGCUUUGUAAGCGAUUGAUUCGAAGUCAUUCAUAUUUCAUUUUGUUGAAGCAAGAUUAUAGAAAUCAUGCAUAGCAUCAAGUCCGGGAGGCGUUCAAUUCGAUACCAAUUUCAUUAGUUCACACCUGAUUUUCUGUUUGGAGGAAAAACAUAAUCAGCUUUGUUCCAUCUUUAUGGACGUUACGCCAGUCUGGCAUGGUACACACGAGGGUUGGGAGGGGAUGCUGGAUCGUAAUAUGAUCAUGAGUAAUGGAUGGGGAAUUGAAAAGAAAAAGUGUUGUCAACACUGUAAUUAUAGAUUUUUCCUUUGAGAGAAUAUAUAAAGAGUUACCCUUUAAUCGUUUGUGUUUUUUGUGUGAUUA
This is a messenger RNA of Botrytis cinerea B05.10, 3500 nucleotides long. It is a transcript of the gene CND17, whose product is annotated as CND17. NCBI's taxonomy places the organism in Eukaryota, Fungi, Ascomycota, Leotiomycetes, Helotiales, Sclerotiniaceae. The record is from RefSeq and is a predicted model, not a curated record. The transcript has 2 exons. The coding region runs from base 348 to 3149 and encodes 933 amino acids.